AUGUGGCUCAUUAACUGGUUCUACGAUAUUCUGGCCUCCCUUGGCCUGCUCAACAAGCACGCCAAGCUCCUGUUCCUCGGUCUCGAUAAUGCCGGAAAGACGACCCUCCUGCACAUGCUGAAGAACGACCGGGUUGCCAUCCUCCAGCCCACUGCUCACCCGACGACCGAAGGAAACUGGAUAUCGCGGACAAGGGCUAACCGCACUUCUUUCAAUACAGCAUCCGAAGAGCUCGCCAUCGGCAACAACCGUUUCACGACCUUUGACCUGGGUGGUCACCAGCAGGCUCGUCGUCUGUGGAAGGACUACUUCCCCGAAGUUAGCGGUAUCGUCUUUCUCGUUGACGCCAAGGACCACGAGCGUUUCCCCGAGUCCAAGGCUGAGCUCGACGCCCUCCUUGCCAUGGAGGAGCUGGCCAAGGUUCCCUUCCUGAUCCUCGGAAACAAGAUCGACCACCCCGAUGCUGUUAGCGAGGACGAGCUUCGCCACCAGCUUGGAUUGUACCAGACCACGGGUAAGGGCAAGGUUCCUCUUGAGGGAAUCCGGCCCAUUGAGGUGUUCAUGUGCAGUGUUGUCAUGAGACAGGGAUACGGUGAAGGUAUCAGAUGGCUGUCUCAGUACGUCUAA
Messenger RNA from Aspergillus costaricaensis CBS 115574, 627 nucleotides. It is a transcript of the gene sar1, whose product is annotated as Arf family GTPase SAR1. The record is from RefSeq and is a predicted model, not a curated record. Gene Ontology annotation, biological process: endoplasmic reticulum to Golgi vesicle-mediated transport; vesicle organization; intracellular protein transport. Gene Ontology annotation, molecular function: GTP binding; GTPase activity. Lineage: Eukaryota; Fungi; Ascomycota; Eurotiomycetes; Eurotiales; Aspergillaceae. The transcript is spliced from 6 exons. Gene Ontology annotation, cellular component: endoplasmic reticulum exit site; COPII vesicle coat. Bases 1 to 627 code for a protein of 208 amino acids.